UCGCUUCCUGUCCGUGCCCAGGUCACCGCUGGCCGUGGUUCCCAGGCUUUGGCCUCCGUUGGGCGAGGAUCCCGGGGCCUGCGGGGCUGGACGCUGUCCGGUCGGGCCGCCACCCAGCGGGCGCGGGGCUGUGCGGGCCAGGGUUCGCGCGGGCGGGCGGAUUCUGGAGCGGGGACCCCCGAAGCGACCCCGGAGCCCGCGGGCCAGGCCCGAGGAGCUCGGGGGAGGCGGCGGGGUCCCGGCUGGGCUGGGCUGGGCUGCGUCGCGGCGGCCGGGCCGAGGCGCGCCGGACGGUGAGGCCCCGCGAGGGACGUUUUCCUGAGUGAGUUUGUCCCGUAGGCCCAGAGCGGGCUCCUCGGGGACGCGGCCUCGGGAGGCGCAGCGGCGGGAACCCCGGGGGAGGGGCGCCGGAGGAACAGUCCGGUCCUAGAGCCUCGGGAGCCUUGGGACAGAUCAGCGAGUCCCGCCGGGGUAGGUUGUGCGUCUGCGGCCCCGGGUCAGUUCUGGGUCUUCCCGGCCGCGGUGAGCAGGCUCGCCCGGGAGAGGACACGCGAGGGUGAGACGGGGAGCGUUGGCCACUUCCCGGAGAUCCUUGUGCCUGGGCCGGGGUGCAGGGUCGGGCUGCUCGGGAGUGGGCGCUCCCCUGGGACUUGUGACUUCUCGGUCUCCUGGGCGACUAGGGUGUCAGCCUGGGCUGCGGACGUGCGGUGUCCCCUCCCUGCACACCCGACACCCCUUCCUCUGCUUCUCCUCCUCCGGUGUUCCAGUUACAGACGGGUCUCUAAACGCCCAUCAGGACCUUUGUUUUCUGACCUAAGUCAAGAAAAUGCGUGAAUUCCAGGAGCCAGUGUCGUUCAGGGACGUGGCUGUGGACUUCACACAGGAGGAGUGGCAGCAGCUGGACCCCGUGGAGAAGACAACCUACAGGGACGUGAUGCUGGAGAACUACAGCCACCUGGUCUCCCUGGGGUACGACAGCACCAAACCCCAUGUGAUCGUCAAGUUGGAGCAGGGGGAGGAGCCAUGGGUGGCAGAAGGCGACUUCCCACGCCAGCGUUGUCCAGAAGAAGUCUGGAAAGCUGAUGACGUGUUAGACAGAAUCCCAGAAAAUGAAGAUGAACAUUCAAGGCAAGCAGUUUGUAUCAAUAGCAAAACCCUGACUGAAGAGACAGAGAAUGCAUUUGACAAAACUUGUAACACAGAAGCAAGCCCUGCUCCUUCCAACAUAUCUCAUGAUUGUGUCUCAUGUGGAAACAAUUUAGAGCCAAGUUCGGAAUUAAUCAUUAGUGAUGGGAGCUAUGCAAGAAAGAAACGGGGCGAGUGUGGUGAAUGCAGGGAAACACACCACGGAGAGAGACCCUAUGCAUCUAAUCAGAGUGGGGGGGGCUUUUCUCAGUGUGAAGGAAGUGUUCUUCAGAAAAUUGGUAUCUUAGAGAAACCCUUUGACUACAGUGGAUGCAUGGACACCUUAGACAGUGAAGCUGUUUUCAUUGCUCGUACGAGCGCUUAUGUCGGGGAGAAGCCCUAUGAGUGGAGCGAUUCUGGAUCAGACUUCCUCCCGAUGUCGAAUUUUAAUGUGUACCAGAGACCACAAGUGGAAUUGAAGCCUUUUGAAUGCAGUGAAUGUGGGAAGUCCUUCUGUAAAAAGUCGAAGUUCAUCAUACAUCAGAGGGCUCACACAGGGGAGAAACCCUAUGAAUGUAACGUGUGUGGGAAAUCCUUCAGCCAGAAGGGGACACUCACCGUCCACCGGAGAUCACACUUGGAGGAGAAGCCCUACAAGUGCACCGAGUGUGGGAAGACCUUCUGUCAGAAGCUGCAUCUCACUCAGCACUUGAGAACUCACUCAGGAGAGAAGCCCUAUGAAUGUAACGAGUGCGGGAAAACCUUCUGCCAGAAGACGCACCUCACCCUGCACCAGAGAAACCAUUCAGGAGAGAGGCCAUAUCCCUGUAACGAAUGUGGGAAGUCCUUCUCCCGCAAGUCCGCCCUCAGCGACCAUCAGAGAACGCACACGGGGGAGAAACUGUAUCAGUGUGAUGAGUGUGGGAAGUCCUACUACCGAAAGUCUACCCUUAUCACACACCAGAGAACACACACGGGCGAGAAACCCUAUCAGUGUAGUGAGUGUGGGAAAUUCUUUUCCCGGGUGUCGUACCUCACCAUACACUAUAGAAGCCAUUUGGAAGAGAAACCCUAUGAAUGUAACGAGUGUGGCAAAACCUUCAAUCUAAACUCAGCCUUCAUUCGACAUCGCAAAGUGCACACAGAGGAGAAAGCGCAUGAGUGCAGUGAGUGUGGGAAGUCCUCUCCGUUCAGCUGCCUCACUGCCCAUCCUGCAAGCCCUUUAGGAGAGAAACCCUAUGAGUGUCACGAGUGUGGGAAACCCUUCCUUGGAAACUCGGCCUUUGACGGGCACCCGUCACUUUCGAGAGGAGAGAAGUCCUACGAGUGUAACAUAUGUGGGAAACUGUUCUCGGACUUGUCGUACUACACUGUGCACUAUCGAAGCCAUUCGGAAGAGAAGCCCUAUGGCUGCAACGAGUGUGGGAAGACUUUCUCCCAUAACUCAUCCCUCUUCAGGCAUCAGCGAGUCCACACGGGAGAGAAGCCCUACGAGUGCUACGAAUGUGGGAAGUUCUUCUCUCAGAAGUCGUAUCUCACCAUCCACCACAGAAUCCACUCGGGGGAGAAGCCCUACGAGUGUAGUAAAUGUGGGAAAGUCUUCUCUCGAAUGUCAAACCUCACUGUGCACUAUAGAAGCCAUUCGGGAGAGAAGCCCUAUGAAUGUAACGAGUGUGGGAAGGUCUUUUCUCAGAAGUCAUACCUCACGGUCCACUACAGAACUCAUUCAGGAGAGAAGCCCUACGAAUGUAAUGAGUGUGGAAAAAAAUUCCACCACAGGUCAGCCUUCAACAGCCAUCAGCGAAUCCAUAGGAGAGGAAAUAUGAAUGUACUUCAGGUGGGCAACCUCCUGUGAGUCCAAUCUCAUUUUGGAAAACCCCCUGAACACAGUUUUUGGGUCAGAUACCAUGAUAGAGAGUUCAUGCUUCUGAAUGGGGAAAACAUUUAGGCAUUAGGUUUAUUCUAAUCUGAAUUUUCAUAGAGAAGAGUCCCUAAGAAGAUAACAAGAAGCAAAGCCUUCAUCAAGACACUACAACUCAUUGGACGUUAGAUAAUUUAUACGGGAGUAAACUUUAUAAAUAUUUAAUAUUUAUUUUGGAUUCAAAUUGUAUUUACAUAUCAGGGAAUCAUACCAAGGCAAAGUCUGUUGAAGUAAUAACUGGGGAAAAUAUUUUGUCUUGGACACUGUUAGACCAAAAGCCAUAUUUCUGGUGUAAAAUCACGUGUUUCUAAGAAAGCUAUCAGAAGUUAUCACCUCGGAAUAAACCUUCAUUGUAUAAAAUGAAGUUUUCAGGUCAUCAGGACUAAUACCCGGGAGGAAGUUUCCCUCGUGUUUUACAAAUGUGAUCUAGCAAUAAUUCUAUGCAAUUAUACACUGGGGUUGGAGUAAUGUGUGAGAAGGCAGUGAUCUUAUUUGCGUAACGAGAUGGCAAAAUGUUGGCUAGAUGUUUGGGAGGUACAAAAUUAUAAAAUGCGUAAUUUUCUAUUCAGAGGCAUUUAUAAAUGAGUUUCUAAUAAGUGCCUCACUAAUAGUGAUGUUUGUAUUUUUCAACUACAUUUGAGCAAAAAAAUAUUUUAAAACCGACUUUUCAUAGACUGUAGGUAAUUUGGCAUUAGGUCUGUGUCAGUGGUACAGGACAGCUGUCCUGCUCUCACUUGUGGGGCGUGCCCUGCCCUCAAACCGGGUAGGUAAUCCGGAAAUUGUAUGUGUGCUGUUAUUUCAUAUGAAUACAGGGCUGUUGUUUUGGGCACUACCCCAUAUUUCCAGUAUUUCGGAACAAAUUAAUACAAGUCUCGCAGACACUUCUGAUGAACACGAUGUCCUUUCUCCCCUUUCCUUGGUGGAAGGGUUUGGUGCCUGUUGUUUGUUCACGUGACUCGGAGGGUAAGUUCCAAUGAGUCCAAAUGAAUCCUGACAAUUUUGUUCUGAGUGCCAGGUAACUGUUACAGUGGCUACCUGACCGCAUCUGGGCACCCAGUGAGCAAGUGUGUUUUACCCCAGGAAUGGGAGGUGUUUUAAUCAUCAAAAGUGAGUAACUGUGCACAUCACAUGAGGAAAGGAAUGCAGUGCUGGGAAACUAAUGUGCUGAAAUCACCCGUUUGUGUUCUCAGCCAGCUGUGCAAAGAGGAGCUGCUUUAAUCAUGUGAAGCGUAUCUUAAGCUACAAUCAGCACCAUACGUAGGAGUGAAAUACUGAAAGUGUUCUCCCAAGAUCAAAAAAAUAGCCGAGGAUGUCUACUAUGACUAAUUUUAUUUGACGUUAUGCAGAUGGACCUCGCCAGGAAAGUGGAGGAGGAACACAAUCAAAAGGCUUAAGGUUUAGAAUGAAGUAAAGCUUUCAUUUGCGGAUGGCAUGGUGUGUGCAUAGAAAAUUCUGCCGAUUUUACAGAUAAUUAAAGUCAAUUAGUAAGUUUAGCAAGGUCUCUGCAUAUAAGUUCAUUAUGGAAGGCUUGUGUUAGUAUACCAGCAAUGAACAUAGAAAAUGAAAAUUUUAGAAGCAAUACCUCUUAUAAUUGCAUCAAAAGUCCUCAAGUGCCUAGGGGAAAACUUACUUAACCAUGUUUUCAAGUUAAAAAGCAAACAGUUAUUAAGCAGAGAAGUGUGUUUAGUUCGUGGAUUCCAGCACAAUUCUUUAAGUGAUGUCAGUUUUCCUCAAAAUUCAAAUAUUCAAAACAACAUUAAUGUUCUUAUGAAAUUUAGCUCAUUCUAAAAUCUGUGUGAAAAUUCAAAAGACUGACAAUAGCCAAGGCUGUCUUCAAGGACAGAAGAGGAAGAGGACUUGUAUGUGCAAACAUCAAGGCCAGUUGCAGAGCCACAGAAGUUACGAUGGUGGGACAUUGGCAUAGAGAUAAGCCAGUGGAGCAGACUAUGUGUCCUGAAACACCCAUCCAUGAUACCAUCGGUUGGUGAUAGAGAUGGUAAUGCUGUGUAACUUGGGAAAACAUGUUCUUUCCAGUAAAUGCUCUGUCCAUGAAAUUCCAUAAUUUAAUAGAACAGUUGAGAUGACGUGCGGGUCUAAGUGUGACGUAAAAUCAUAAGGCUGUUAGCAGGCAACUUAGAUUGUAGCCUUACAAUAAACAAAAUUUCCUGAAGUCUCAAAAGACACCAAACCAUAAAAUAAAACAUUCAUUUCUGUUUAUUAGAAAAGACACCAUUAAGAAAGCAAGUAGGCAAACCACAGUGGGGAGAAGAAUGUGCAGUUCACCCCACGCCUGGAGACUUGAGUGUAGGGGCUGGUGGUAAGCAUUUGGGCUGCGCCCCGUGGACGGUCUCUGCCACAGCCACCCCGCUGUGCUGCUGUUCAGAGAGCCCUGCACGGUGCAGGGCAAGCCAACGUGGCUGUGUCCCAGUAGGACUUCACGAACAGGCGGUAGUCUGGACAGACCAUAGUUGCUGAUCUCCUAAUCUAAAACAGAAAAAGAACACCUACAAAUCAACAAAAUCAGAAAAUGGUUAAAAGACUUGGACAUCCACUUCACCAAAGAGGACAUUUAGAUGGCCAAUGAACAUGAGAAAGUGUGCUAAUUUUAUUAGUAAUCAGGAAAAUGCGAAUUUUAAAAGCCUCAUACGUACUACCACCCACCCUCUGAAAUGGUUAGAAUGAAAAGCAUUAAAAAGCAUCAAGUUUCAGCAAGAAUGUGCUGCUACUGGUCUGGCCGAUGGGACCAUUUGGGGAACCAGGGGCAGGGCAGGCCGGACGUGUGCACAAUGUUUCAGCCAGACCCGGCGGAAAUGCUCAUACAUGUCCACCACCGGUGCCUGUCCUGGAGUGUUCGCGUGAGGUGCGGAAACCAGAACCGUCUGAGGGCAUGCUUGCAGCAGGGCGAAGGCACGGGAGUGGCGUGUUUCCACACAGACCAUGUCGAGUAAAUGGUCCAGACACAUGAGCAUCGUGUGUGACAAGAACACGCACGUCUACGCAAUUAGAAGUCAGGAUGGCCUUGGCAGAGGCUGGGGAGCGGGGCCCAUUGGUGCCAGUAACAAGCGGUUUCGAAAUCUGAGUGUUUGAGUGUGCUGUGCGUGCAAGGUGUGUGUGUCCUGCAUGUGUAUUCUUCUAACAUAAAAAGUUGUUAAAAUCACGAAUGUCUACCGUUUCAUUGCUCAGCGCUGUUGCCACCUUCUGCACGGGCAGGGACGUGCUGCAGAACAGAGUUCGAUGGUAGAUCGUGGGAUUCUGUACAGGAGAUACUCCAGUGGUUUUCAGGCAACCACUAAGAUUCCCUGCACCGCGACCCGAAAGCUUAAUGACUCACUCGUAGUUUAAGUCACACGUCUGAAGGUCAGGCAGCGACGGAUUUUUAUCAUCCUACCCUUUGCAUAUGUGAGUGGGUCUGAGCUGCCUCUUCAAUAAAACUGAUGUGUGUAAACGUUU
Artibeus jamaicensis (Jamaican fruit-eating bat) is the source of this 6496-nucleotide messenger RNA. RefSeq names its product RB associated KRAB zinc finger (gene RBAK). The coding region runs from base 827 to 2980 and encodes 717 amino acids. Lineage: Eukaryota; Metazoa; Chordata; Mammalia; Chiroptera; Phyllostomidae. The transcript has 5 exons. Gene Ontology annotation, biological process: negative regulation of transcription by RNA polymerase II. Gene Ontology annotation, molecular function: DNA-binding transcription repressor activity, RNA polymerase II-specific. The record is from RefSeq and is a predicted model, not a curated record.